AUGAAGGCCACCCUCGUCCUCGCGACCCUCCUCGCCGGCGCCGCCGAGGCCGGCAACAUCUGCCUCGCGGGCACCUACAAGACAGUCGGGUGGCCCCGGUCCAACGUCGUCGUCUUCGCCGCCGGCUCGCCCUGCACCGACGGCCGGACGACCACGUACGGCGACCGGACCAUGAACAACAUCUGCGACCGGCUGCCUGUCGGCGUGCGCCUCUGCGAGCGCAACGGCAACCUCGUCCCCAUCGGCCACGGGCCAACGGCCGCGCCCGGCUGCCAGAUCGGGCUCGAGAUCGACAGCCGCGUCUACACGGGCGACACCUACCCCUACAACCCGGACGACGCAAACGCCCACAGGGGGCCCUGCAGCGCGAGCUGCGGCCUGACCGGGAUCGACGGGUUCCUGCACUUCGUCGGCGUGCCCAUGUGCUAA
This is a messenger RNA of Gaeumannomyces tritici R3-111a-1, 429 nucleotides long. RefSeq lists its product as hypothetical. The coding region runs from base 1 to 429 and encodes 142 amino acids. The transcript has a single exon. The record is from RefSeq and is a predicted model, not a curated record. Lineage: Eukaryota; Fungi; Ascomycota; Sordariomycetes; Magnaporthales; Magnaporthaceae.